Molecule: messenger RNA, 1431 nt
Organism: Effrenium voratum
Lineage: Eukaryota; Dinophyceae; Suessiales; Symbiodiniaceae
Source: the annotation of a GenBank genome assembly
AUGCCAAAGGCAGCUUCAAAGGAGACUUAUCCCAGCGGCCAGGUGUCAGACCUGGUGAAGGAGAUGAAGCUGUCCGCGGAGCAGAGCCUCGCCGUGGAGGAGGCGCUGGAGGCGCUGCAGGGCGGCAAGGAGGCGAUUGACUUCCCGACCUUUCUGCGGCUUCUUGGCUGUGCAGCGCAGAAGGCCGACCUGAAGCGUUCCUCCCAGGACUCCGGGCGCUCGAGUCGCCCCGGCUCCGCAGGCGCGGCUUCGGCCGGCUUCGCGUCUCGUCGAAAGCAGCUGGGAACUGGUUGUGACUCCUUCGCUCCAAGUGCUUUCAUACCAAUGGCCUUCCUGGCGAAGCUCUGCGGGGUGGCGCUGCUGCGCCAGCUGUUGGCGGCCUCGGUGGAGGAAGUUGGCCUGGCGGUGGACGACGACUGCCGCGAUUCGCAGACCUGUGCUCUGAACGCGCUGCAGCUGUCCCGGAAGAGGUGCGACUUCGACUUCGAGGCGGAGGUCCAGCAGCCCAUGGUGAAGAUGACCGACGAGAUCGAGGCGCUGAACAACCGCCUGGUGGUGCUGGUGGCCAAGGCUUUGCGGACCUCCUUCAAGGACGACUUCUCCAAGCUGGUGGGUGCCACCUCAGAGGCGGUGGGGGUCAUCGAGCGCAUCACGCCCAAGUUCAUGCUGCUGGUGAACAAGACCAGCGCCGUGCUGAAGGACCCCAGCAUCAAGAACUUCGGCAGCGCCGCGGAGAAGGAGCAAAACGCCCUGCUGACGAUGCAGGGCUUUGCCAUCGGCCACGCCGGAGAGGUCAUGACCAACAUCGCGAACAUGCGGGAGCUGCACCAGGAGAACUCCUCCUUCGCCACGGACGUGAACGAAGUGGCGCAGCUGGCCCGGGAGUGGCUGCAGGGGGUGCUGAAGACCUCCUGGUCCGGCGCCACGGAGCAGCUGCCACGCAUCAACGCGCUGGUGAAGGACGAGUACACGAACACUUCGCAGAUGGUUACCGAGGCAGCCUGCGCGGCGAACACGGCCAGCUCCAUCGCCCAGCUCACCUCUUUGUAUGCGGACAUCGUGUCGGCGGGGGCGGACUGCAACGCCACCAACAAGACCAUGUUCAACUUGGAAGACUGCGAGUCUAGCGCGCUCACCGUGCAGUCAGGCAUCGCCCAGGUGAUCUCGGCCUCUGCCAAGAUGAUGUCCAACUGCUACCAGAGCUCCUGGGUCUGCGCCGACGAGUCCAGCGCUGCCGGCUACAAGCUGCUCAAGGCCUACAUCUCCACCAUCGUGGUGAAGGACUCCUGCCGCUCCAGCGAUCCCAUCGCGCUGGCGGUCUGCGAGAGCGAGUCCUUCAAGCUGGUCUCCACCCUGGGCGUGGCGGCCGGGCACAUGCGCAAGGCCACUCGGAUGUGCGGGUCCAGCUGCGGCAGCAAGGCCCCCCUCUGA